CAUGGCCUUGGACCAGCUACAUAUCGUCUUGACAACACACAUUUUCCGCCGGUGAUGUCUUGGAAAGGGUUAAGCCGCAGGAAUGCAACACUCAGGAAUGUGCAUGCAAAUAGAUUUAUGCUAAUUAUAUGCUAAUGUGCCGUUGGUUGGGAACGGAGACAAGUCUGUCUGUUCGGGGCUCUGUGUUCAGCUAGCUAGCUAGGAACUCAAGAUGGAGGACAGGGGUAUGGAUCUUUCCUGAGUUUCCCGUCGCUUUUAGUACUUUUUGAGUUUUUACCGUACUUAUGGCGGAACUUUUAGAACAUGAACGUGCCUAGAAAGGGAAAUGGCCAGCUGCCGUUACCCGACGGCUGGGAAGAAGCGAGGGACUUUGACGGCAAAGUGUUUUAUAUCGACCACAACACUAAACAAACCAGUUGGAUAGACCCGAGGGACAGGUUGACGAAGCCCCUGUCGUUCGCGGACUGCGUGGGGGACGAGUUGCCGUGGGGAUGGGAGGCGUCAUACGACCCUCAGAUUGGCAUCUACUACAUCGACCACAUCAACAAGUGUACCCAGCUGGAGGACCCCAGGGCGGAAUGGAGGAAGGAGCAGGAGAGGAUGCUGAAGGAGUACCUCACUGUGGCGCAGGAUGCCCUGGUGACCCAGAAGGAGCUGUACCAGGUCAAAGAGCAGCGGCUGGCCCUGGCCCUAGACCAGUAUACACGUCUCAACGACGCCUACAAGGACAAGUCAAGCUCCCGCACCAGCCUGUUCUCUGGGUCUUCGUCCAGCACCAAGUAUGACCCCGACAUCCUCAAGGCGGAGAUCUCCACCACCAAAGUCAGGGUCAACAAGCUGAAGAGGGAACUCUCCCAGAUGAAACAGGAGCUCCUUUACAAAGAACAGGGCUUUGAGACCUUGCAGCAGAUCGACCAAAAACUGUGCGGCGAGCAGAGCGGCUACCGCCUCAAAGAGGCCAAGGCAAUCGUAAUGGAGCUCAAGUCCCUCCGCAAGGCCAUCAGCUCCGGGGAGAAGGAGAAACAGGACCUAAUGCAGUCGCUGGCUAAACUAAAGGAGAGGUUCCACGCGGAACACAUCGGCCACUCUGAACCAGACCUACGGAACCCAGGGGGCUCCAGACAGAGGCUAGAAGCCGGCUCUCAGACCGAUGUCUCCGGAGAGGGUGGUUUAAGGAGUAGGUCAUCCUUGGCUGAGAAGGUCAGACUGAGUCUCCAGUAUGAAGAGGCCAAAAGAAGCAUGGCCAACGUCCAGGUGGAGCUGGCCAAGUUGGAGAGCGAGGCUUGGCCUGGGGCAGUGGACGUGGAGCGGGAACGCCUCCUCCUGGUGUCGGAGAAAGAGGAGCUCCUCAAGGAGCUGCAGUUCAUAUCCCUCCGGCAGCGCACCCCGCAAGACCUGCAGCGUCUGGAGGCCCAGAGGCUGCAGCUGGAGCAGGAGCUGCAGGCUGUCAGGAACACUCCCAGCCACGCCCUGGCCCAGAGGUUGAAGGUGCAGGAGAGGCGUUGGGUAUUGGUGCAGAGGCUGGAGGAGUCGACCCGACUGACAACACUGCUCCACUCUCAACUCAAGAGUCUGUCAGCCAGUACCCUGUCCGUUUCCUCGGGGAGCAGCCUGGGUUCCCUGGCCUCCAGCCGAGGUUCCCUCAACGCCUCCUCCCGGGGAUCCCUGAACUCGCUGUCCUCCGGAGACCUCUACUACACCCCGGCAGAACCCCCGUCCCCCCUCGACCUGGACUACCAGUGCAAACUGGACCUGCUCCUCCAGGAGCCCCUGACCCCAUCUGGGUUGACCUCCUCCGGGGUGACCUACAGGCGCGGCGACCCCCCCGGACCCAUCACCACCAUCCACGAGCACGAGGUGCCCGGCGCGGACCCGAACGGGGAGCGACGCCCCCACGGCGCCGGCGACCCGGUCCCGCCGCUCGCCUCCGCGUCCUCCAAGCCGUCCAAGUCGGUGACGUCGCUCUCGUCGAGGUCGUCGCUGUCCUCUCUCUCACCCCCGGGCUCGCCUCUGGCCCUGGAAGGGAUGGGCGCGUUCCCUCCGGCCGGCCCGCAGGACUUCGGGGCGGACGACGUCGGGCUGGUGGCGUCGGACUUCGCGGGCCUCGGCCUCUACGACGGCCGCGGCGGGUUCGAGCCGGAGACGGGGGAGAGGGACGGUGGAGGAGGGCGGGGGAAAGACGGGAGAGGGGUGCCGGCUCCCCUCAGAGAGAGUAUUACAGACGUGGACCUCCAGAGGACGGCCGAGGACAAGCCGGCCUGUGUGUCGGCGGCCGUUUCCGACGAGUCUGUUGCUGGGGAUAGCGGGGUGUACGAGGCUUCGAAUGUCAAGCGGUCGACGGAGGCUGACGAAGCGCUGGUGUACAUGGAGGAUGAGCUGGUUCUUCCUGAGACAGCCCAGGUUCAGAUCGGCCUGAAAUACGACGCUGCCAACUCCAGUUUCGUCAUGGUGAUCAUGCAGCUCCAGAACCCUGCCGCCCUUCUGGUCCCCAUCACCACCAGAGUCUACAUCCGGGUGGCGCUCCUCCCGUCCUCCAAUGACGUCAGCAGCCUUUUCAGGACCCGCGUGGUGCCCAUGACGCCGCCCGACAGCGUGACGUUCAACGAGGCGUUCAGGGCCGCCGUGCCUCACAGUGUCCUGCGGCACAAGACGCUCUGCAUCGACGCCUGCACCGUGGGGCCCGGGCGCGCCGACGACUGCCUGGCCGGAGCCCACGUCAGUCUGGCGGAGUUGCCGGGGAACGGAGAUAUGACCAGCGUGUGGUACAACCUACUGACCAGCGACAGGACCAGGGGGACCCAGGAGGGCGGCCAGGAAGGGCCCGGGCAGCACCUGACCGGACAGGUAGACAUGGACGCUGUGUCGGCCCUGCUCCGGAGGACCUCCAGCGAGCUGAAGGCUGUGCAACAGGAGCUGGCUCUGGAAGAGGAGGAGGGAGGCGGUCGCCUGGACGUGGAGGGACACCAGUGGCUAAGCAUGCUGGGAGAGGACAGCGCUCAACUCGUCUUGGGAGGAGAAAAUAUUUCUCCGGAGGCGGAGGGGAGUGGCGUGGGUGACUAUGAAAGAAAGAUGAAGGUAGAAGAGAGAGUCGAGGAGUGCGGAGAAGAGGUAGAACGGGAGGAAGAAGAGGAGAGGAGACAUGAAGAAGGACUCCCCCUUGCAAAUGAAGGACCAACGCUGGUGGACGCGGAGACCAACACUGAGACGUCCUGUGUAGCAGUGAGGCCUAAAGACAGGCCCGCUCUGGGACCAGGUCCCCGCAGCGCUCAGAGAGGCUUCGUGCGGAACAGCAUGAUCAUGAGGUCCCAGACCUUCUCUCCCGGGGAGCGCAACCAGUAUAUCUGCAGGUUGAACAGGAGUGAUAGUGACAGCUCUACAUUAUCCAAAAAGUGCCCGUUUGUCCGAAACGCCUCGGAGAGACGCAGCCUGAGAGUUAAAAGGACCCUAUACCAGCCGGGGGCGGUGGCACGGUGCGGCAGAGCCGGAGAGACCAGUGCCCGUACCUCCCUGGACUUGGAGCUGGCCCUCCAGGCGUCGCGGACCCGCCAGAGCCGCUUGAAUGACGAGCUGCAGGCCCUGAAGGACCUGAGGGCCCACCUGGAAGCUCUGAAGGCCCGGGGAGAGACGGAGCUGCCCGGGGCCGUGCUACACAACCAGAGGUUUCACCGUCUGCUGGAGCACGCAGAGAGACAGGCCGAACAGUCUAAAGAGCAGCAGCGCCAGGAGCAGCGGGCGGAGAAACUAAUGAGGAAGGCCUCCAGAGACGUGUGUCGACUGCGAGAACAGAGCCAGAAGGUCCCCCUGCAGGUCCAAUCCUUCAGGGAAAAGAUGGCCUACUUUACUCAAGCUAAGAUCAACAUACCAUCACUACCGGCGGACGACGUGUGACACCCUCACCCCCAGCGAAACAAUGAAGUAUUUCUCCCAACUUUUAUAGCAGAGUAUUUUAAUAGUGUAGUUACUUUGAAUAAAAAAAUAAUAAUAUCAAAUAGUUUGUACACUACAGUUUAUGCAUUUGUAUAAUAAGUUGUAAUUGAAUACUUUCUUGUAAAGAAACAAAACAGUGUCUUUCUUCUGUCAGGAGAAUGUUUUGGUACUUGUAUUCGAUGAGCUAUAUGUCUGUACAGUUUUGUUAUGUGUCGGAGAGUGAUGCGUGUGUGUAUGUGUGAGGGGAGGAGUGUGUUUGUGUGUGAGCGAGGAUGGCAUGUUUGUCUCCCUCUGGAACUGCACCCGAAGGGGUGCGGUAUGAUUGAGCGAGUCUCACGCCCAACCCCAUAUCAACCCCCCGAUGCACUUUGGGGGAUGGAAGGCUGACAGGUAGCCUAGCGGUUAACGCGUUGGGCCAGUAACCAAACGUUGGCUAGAUCAAAUCCCUGAGCUGACAAGGUGGAAGGCACUUAACCCAAAUCUCUCCAGGGUCACUGGUGACAAUGGCAGUCCCUGGCUGUGACCCGGAAAAGCACACGUCCAAUUCACACGUUAAUGGAUUUACAUGUGUGAAAAGGAACAGAUAUAAGCACCGAUCAGUUGAUAAUCUGAGCGCGUCAGGGGAGUGAUAUGGUGAUUAGUCCACUUUGCCUUUUGCUAGUCUAGAAUUUGGAAUUAGCUAGUCUGGACUUUCCACCAUAUUUCUUACAUGUAUUUAAUUCCCGUAAAUCUCCACAAUUGCAUAAGUGUUAGUGGCUUGGGGUUGAUUUGGGCACAAGGUGUGUGUGUGUGUGUGUGUGUGUGUGUGAGAAGGUGACCUAUUACAGUAUAGCAUGCCUUCUGUCCAAAGCGGCUGCUCCGCGUCUCUCGUUCAGCACAGAACCAACAUAAACCUUGUGAAUCGAAUGUUAAUCGCCUUUUCCGCUUCUGUUUCUGAGAUACUGCACUGAUACUCUUUCGUGUCUUUGUUUUCCACAGUGACCCAACGCUAAUUAUUAUUGCAUUCAAUGGGUACUGGCCUGGUUCUCAAUCAGUUUGUGCUGCCUUGACAUCCCCUGUGGUCUUUGUCGUUGACGACAAGGCUGCACAAAUCGAUCCAGGAGCGGGCUAUUAUGUAAAUCACUCUAACUUCAUUUGUACGAUCGGUUUUCCUUUCCCACCUUGUUUAACGGUUGAAGUAUUUAUUCAAGAUAUGAACAAAGAGACUGUUUUAUUGCAUUGGUUACAAUGCCUGUUGUUACAAAUAGGUUUUCUGGACUAGAACAAAGACAGUACAGAAAACAUACUGGGCCGCAGUCACGUCCAGCCAUCCAGUGUUUUAUGGGCAAGAAAUGGCACCUUAUGAUUCUACACAGGCCCGGGUCAAAAGGAGUGGACUGGAUAGAAAAUAGGAAACUAUUUCUGAUGUUGAAGCGAGCGUUUUUUUGUGUUCAUCAUAUACAUUAAAGCUAAAAUAUUCAGUAUG
Molecule: messenger RNA, 5392 nt
Organism: Esox lucius (northern pike)
Lineage: Eukaryota; Metazoa; Chordata; Actinopteri; Esociformes; Esocidae
Product: protein WWC2
Exons: 24
Coding region: 304-3888 (1194 amino acids)
Biological process (GO): negative regulation of organ growth; cell migration; regulation of DNA-templated transcription
Cellular component (GO): cytoplasm
Molecular function (GO): kinase binding; molecular adaptor activity
Source: RefSeq, a predicted model, not a curated record